GCGAGACAGGAAGGCGUAAAGUGGUUCGUUAGAAAUACUGGUCUAAUUCAAUAUGGUAAGCAUUACGAAUCUUUUCGGUGAGUCGACGGCUCGUUUGGCUCCCCAUUCUAAAUUAUUGGAAACAACCACAGAACUAGCUACUAAAAAUAACAACUCUCAAAUGUAAACCAGUAAAAUACGGAUAGAUUUAUAUGACUGAGUACAAUGCACGUUCAAAUAAAUCUACUAGCCUUACCUGCCCCUAAUACUUUGUUUGACUGACAGUUUAUUUACUUGACAUUAUCCUACUGGAAAAACACAAAGAUGCCCCGCCCAAGAUUAUUUUUCUCUAUUUAUGAUAUGCAAUUUUUCAUGGAUAAUUGGGAUAACUGCACAAACAUAAAAAAAAAAGCUAUUCAUAUGGAGUCAAAAUAACCGCUCUAUUCACCAAUACAAUUGGGUUCCCAAUGUUCAAGAUAAAGAGCUGUUCUUCGUUCGCGAGGGAGUAAGGUGAGGCCAGGCCGUAAUAUUGAUAGACUACGGAUAUCUGUGGUUACCAUUUACGCAAUGACUAAUAUAUAUAAUAUAAAUAUGUUUUACGAAAUCACAGUAAACAUAUGGUAGAAUUUGUACGGAAUUUCGGGUUUAUCCGUUUUUAUUUCUAGAUGUUCAACACGCCCCCUCCAAAUGCAAUAAUGACGUACUUCCUCCAUGACUUUGAUAAUGCCAUUUUGAUCUGAAACAACAGCGGUAUUUAUUUUCGUCGCAGAUGUUUUUGAGCGUAUACAUUUGCUUUCAAAUCGUUAUGCUGCAUACAUACUAGAUUAUAAUUACUCAUUUAAUACUUAAAGAUAAUUGUAAGAUUGCGCUGUUUCAGUUUUCCUCAACAUAAUUUCAACUUUUAGGGGCAACACGGCAUGAGACGCCGUUAGCUCAUCCAAAGCUACAUUGCUAAUACGAGGUCGUCGUCCGGUGUAACCUAACAAAGGAACGCUAGUGGGAGUACAUUACUGUGGAAACCAUUGAGGUUCGUGUGCUUACUUCAUACGACAUCUAGCUACGUCAUUAUAAUACAUUUUCACUUAAGCGGUGUUCGUUGUAACACUGUAUUUCUUUUUGCGUAACUGCGUUACUGACGAAUAUUUUUUAUCAGCACACAUCGUCGGGUAUAAACAAGGGGUUUAGGAGCUAACUUUUCAUAUUGAGCACAAGGUUUUUUCCGACCAAGGAAAGGCGUUGUGGGUAAAAUGGCAGAGGUGUACAUUCGCGUAGCCGAAGAGGAGAAUGAGGAGCCCAUGGAAAUUCCAUCCGAGGAUGAUGGUACCGUGUUGCUUUCUACGGUAGCGGCUCAGUUUCCUGGGGCUUGCGGCCUGCGUUUCAGGAGUCCUGUUUCGCAGUGCAUGAGAGGGGUCCGUUUGGUUGAAGGGAUUCUUCAUGCUCCGGAGAAUGGUUGGGGCAAUCUGGUCUAUGUCGUCAAUUAUCCUAAAGUGUUCCAACAGCGAUUGAAUGAUGAUCCCUACCACCCUGUUUCAGACAACAAAAGGAAAAUGGAAGAGAUUGAUGCUGCAUCUGCUGUGAAAAUGAAGAGGGGUGACAUGAAGACAUCUGAUCUUAUUGUACUGGGGUUGCCAUGGAAGACAACGGAGCAGGACCUGAAAGAUUACUUCAGCACCUUUGGAGAAGUGAUCAUGGUGCAGGUGAAACGAGACGUAAAGACUGGAAACUCAAAAGGAUUUGGCUUUGUGAGGUUUACGGAGUAUGAAACCCAAGACAAAGUGAUCUCUCAACGCCACAUGAUUGAUGGGAGAUGGUGCGACUGCAAACUUCCUAACUCAAAGCAAGGCCCAGAUGAGCCCAUGAGGAGCAGGAAAGUGUUUGUAGGCCGGUGUACUGAAGACAUGACUGCCGAUGAGCUGCGGCAGUUCUUCAUGCAGUACGGCGAGGUGACAGACGUCUUCAUCCCUAAGCCCUUCCGUGCUUUUGCCUUCGUCAGCUUUGCCGAUGAUCAAGUGGCCAGUUCCUUAUGUGGAGAAGACCUGAUUAUUAAGGGGGUCAGCGUGCACAUCUCAAACGCUGAGCCAAAACACGGCAGUAGGCAGAUGAUGGAGCGAGCAGGGCGGUUCGGGAACGGGUUUGGGGCUCAGGGCUUCGGUAGUAACCGCACAGGGUUAGGCAGCAGUGCCAGCACUAACAUGGCUAAUUUUGGCAACUUUAGCCUGAACCCUGCCAUGAUGGCUGCGGCUCAGGCUGCCCUGCAGAGCAGCUGGGGGAUGAUGGGGAUGUUGGCUAGCCAGCAAGGGCAGACCGCCACCUCAGGCACCACCUCCACAGGGCAGGCCAGCUCCACCAGGGAUCAGACCUACAGCGCAGGCAACAGCAAUUAUGGCACCAGCUCAGCCAGUUUAGGGUGGGGUACGGGUUCUAACUCAACAACCAGUGGUAGUGGGUUUAGUUCAGGAUUUGGCUCCAGUAUGGAGUCCAAGUCUUCCGGGUGGGGUAUGUAAGUGAAAUAGUUUGUAUGGUAAGUAUUGUGAGAUGUCUUUUUUUCAACUCCAUUUCUGGUGUUAUACGUAUCUAAUAACUAAACGCUUUUGUGAAAGAGGUUUUGUACAUUCGGGGAGAAAGUGCUCAAGAUCUAAUUUAGAAAGUGUUUGAAGUGAAUUGUUUGCCAGGGUGUUCAGCUUCAGUGCUACUUUUUUCCAGUUGAUUUGUUCUUAAGUUUAUAUCCAGAAUUAUUUUCAACUGGAUUCUUGAAUGCAUGUAUUGUGAGUUUAUGUUUCUGAAAAGUGCAUGAGAAAUCACUAUGGUUCACUAUCCUUCCAUAUAUUUGACAACAAUCUUGCAUUGGAAAGAAUCUGGUUGAAACUGAAAUGUUUUAAGUGCAACUUUAUUUUCAGUCAAGUUCAAUGGAAAAGCCUUCACUACAAUCUCUUCUGCAGUUUACCUCUCUUCCAUUUUCCCGGGAAGAAGCUCCUCUUUGGCAGCAUUCUUUGGGUGAUGUCAAUAUCACUCUCCCCAUCUGUAAAUGCUUUGCCAUCAAAGAACGGCUUCACUCCGCAUGUUCUAAGAGACGGUGGGUGUUUCAUUUUUAUCCACUUUUUAAUGGAAAGAACUGCGCAACUGACAUUUUAAGAACUCAUGAGUGCGAUUGAGGAUGGCUUGUGGCGAAGGGUGAAUCGAUGAGUGAGCGAACGGAGAGAAAAAGAAAGCGUGAAACGGACUGGUUGUGCGAUGAAAGAGCCCAAUUUUGACUGCUUUUGUGAGUGUGAAUGGAAGCUGCAGAUGCUACGAGCUCCUCCCCCUAAAAAUGGACUUUCAUUUACUAGUACUUCAAGAUCUUUUUUUAUCUUGCAAUUUUUCCUACCCUCAUUAUAUUUAUCAAGUGCGGAAGUAGUACCCAAAUGUAGUGUGGAAUGUUGUGCUGAAUAUGUCUUGCUUAUAUAACCUACCUGACCUGAAUGCUGUAUGGUGUGUGGUUUCUUUCCUUGUCAUUGAUGCUCUGUAAGUUGUGAACUUGAUGUGGAUGACACCUGCUGAGGACACUGGGGACGUGAGUGUUGGUGUGAGAACGUGGAGUGGUGUGGUUGUCAAAUGUUUCCCGGCGUGAUUCUCCGUGUGUUCCAACGGUGAUUUAGACAUGUCACAUGAAGAGUUCUCUAAUAAAACUUUGAAUAGAUAUGUUUAUUUGAA
Esox lucius (northern pike) is the source of this 3669-nucleotide messenger RNA. RefSeq names its product TAR DNA binding protein (gene tardbpb). Gene Ontology annotation, biological process: regulation of gene expression. Gene Ontology annotation, molecular function: RNA binding. The transcript has 5 exons. NCBI's taxonomy places the organism in Eukaryota, Metazoa, Chordata, Actinopteri, Esociformes, Esocidae. Bases 1227 to 2483 code for a protein of 418 amino acids. Gene Ontology annotation, cellular component: nucleoplasm. The record is from RefSeq and is a predicted model, not a curated record.